CCCUGGGAACAUCCAAACGGCCCCCUGUUUCGUGACCACCCAGCGGUACUCUUGACUCUCUCUCUCUCUCUCUCUCUAUGUGGCGUAGCCGCUCUUUGUUUUCGAAAUCCAAAUCCAAAUCCAAAAUUGUUGGAAACCUGCCCGCGCUUUUGCUUUUAGUUUGCGAUUUGUCAACUGAACGCUACCGUGGGGAGGGUUUUUGGAAUGGAGCCGGUAGCUUCAGUUGUGGAUAAACUGAAAUGCUUCGCCAAAUCGACCCAAGAUUUCGCCGACGGCGUCUUUCACUGGCGCGAAAGGUCCACUCGCCGCAAUCCGAUUGAAAUCUUGAAACGGCUGCAGCGAGAAGCAUUUUCAGAUCUCAUGAAACUAAGAGACAGACAAGACAAGGUAGAACGAGUGCUUUCCUUCUACAAGUCUGCAAAGGGAAGUCCAUUCCAAGAAUCUACCACCCAUGUAAGGGGAGAGGUUGAUAUUUUGGGGGCUUUAUUAAUGAUGGAUAAUGUUGAUCAGCAGAAUUAUGAUGCUAUAAAGAGAAGAAUUAACACAGGCAUUCAUACAACUUUCACAUUUGAAACCACUAUUCUGCAGAAAGACACACUAGCAGCAGAGUUUGUAGCUAGUGGAAAAGGACAGGAAGAUGUUUUAGGUGGUCCACUUUCACUAGCAAAAGUGUCUUAUGCUGCUAAUAUUAGUGACUGGUUCUCUGUGUCUGCAAUUCCAGUUGGAGCUUAUUGUCGAGAUGUUGGAAUUGCUACAAAUUCUCCUAAUCAGAAAAGGGCCCUCACCAAUUAUUCUUCGUUGGGACCACCCUUGUUGAAUCAGCACUGCGGUAGUGCUUUUGGCUUAAUGGUGAGAAAAUCAAACAUUGUUGCUUCUUUGGCUCAGUUUGUCACUAGUUUAGGAAUGCAACGUAGCUCUGUUGGAUUCAUGCAAUGUUUCAGCACUUUUGGGCAAGUUGCCUGUCAGCUAUCAAGGAGUACGAAACUCUCACUUCUAGGUGUACACCAAGUGCCUAAAUUGUCGAUUCAAAAUAUCAAUCUUGGAGCCCUAACCAUGCCAGUUGGGAUCUUGAGACGUCAUAAAGUUCCUGAUACAUCUUCUGAGGUGUCUGCUCCGGCCAAUGGAACAGAGGCAGCAGGAAAUAUCUUGUCAGGAUCUGUUGCUUUGAUGCUGGAGACGGAACUUGAUGAAAGUACCAGAAUUGGAGGUUGGUUUGAGAUGAAACAAUCUAAUCCAAGAUAUCUACAAUGGGCUGUUUCAAUGUCUGAUACUCCUGAAGACGAUUUUGGAUGGGGUCUGAGUUUGGGUGGAUUGAUCCAAGGUCCCACCAGUUGGGACCAUUUUCAGGUUGAAACCUUCCUGAACUUCAACUUUGGUAAGAGAUUCAGGCUGCAGCCAGCCCUAGUAUAUGCUAUGGAUGGACCUACCCAAUUUCCUGCCUUGAUGCUGCGUUCUACUUGGUCCAUAUAGUCAAGUCACACUUUUUGCAUUUCCCCUGUUAAAUUAUGAGGUGUCGUAUUUGCUGGACAAGCAUUUCACGUCGCCGCGGGUAAGGCCCUGCAAACUUUGCAAACUUUUUUACAUACUAUAUCGUAAUUGUCUUUUGGAAUGAUGUAGAAUCCCAUUUAUCCCAAGGAAGGUUAGGGUUAUAAAACAUAGCACAGCAGUAGACUCUGGUGCUGCCAAGCAAGCAGCUGCGUGCUUGGAGCAUCUCCUACAUUUUAUUAUUGCAUUUAAACACUGUACAGGUGAUGAAUCUUUUUAACUGUUCAGCCUUGUACAGGUUUGCUAGAUUCAAUUAGAAAUGGUAGGUUAUGUAACGUAUUUCUGAUUUCUGCUGAAAAUUUACCAUGAUCUCAUCUGUUAUUUAUUAUUCAUCAAGAACUAUUAAGGUUUCUCUUA
This is a messenger RNA of Diospyros lotus (date-plum), 1902 nucleotides long. RefSeq lists its product as uncharacterized. NCBI's taxonomy places the organism in Eukaryota, Viridiplantae, Streptophyta, Magnoliopsida, Ericales, Ebenaceae. The record is from RefSeq and is a predicted model, not a curated record.